CCAGUUAUUAAUAACAGACCAGUGAGCCUCCUGAUCCACCAAGACCAUAUGGUGUUUUUCAUAAAAGAGAGAGAUCAUUCCCUUGACUUUGGACUUCGCUUAUUGAAACCCUGAACAGAAUCAAGGUUGCUAAGAGACCACCUGUGCUGAAUGCACUUUGUUCUGGCAAGAGCAGAAAAGUGAGAAGCUGUGUUACCUACUACUACCUGAGAUUAAUUCAGGGAGCAGGAGUAUUCUGGAUAUGACUGGUAAAAACUGGAUGUUAAUUUCUACUACUAAUCCCAAAAGCCUAGAAGAUGAAAUUGUGGGAAGACUUCUAAAAAUUUUGUUUGUUAUCUUUGUUGACUUAAUGUCUAUUAUAUAUGUUGUGAUGACUUCUUAGAAAGCUGACUUCCUUUACUUUCUAUGUAAAUUUCCAAUUGAAUUACAGUGAAUAAAAAUUUGAAUUUUAA
Sapajus apella (tufted capuchin) is the source of this 452-nucleotide messenger RNA. It is a transcript of the gene MRLN, whose product is annotated as myoregulin. The record is from RefSeq and is a predicted model, not a curated record. NCBI's taxonomy places the organism in Eukaryota, Metazoa, Chordata, Mammalia, Primates, Cebidae. The transcript is spliced from 3 exons. Bases 242 to 382 code for a protein of 46 amino acids.